Molecule: messenger RNA, 2140 nt
Organism: Exaiptasia diaphana
Lineage: Eukaryota; Metazoa; Cnidaria; Anthozoa; Actiniaria; Aiptasiidae
Product: DNA repair protein RAD51 homolog A
Exons: 8
Coding region: 187-1218 (343 amino acids)
Biological process (GO): mitotic recombination; double-strand break repair via homologous recombination; mitotic recombination-dependent replication fork processing
Cellular component (GO): condensed nuclear chromosome
Molecular function (GO): double-stranded DNA binding; ATP hydrolysis activity; DNA strand exchange activity
Source: RefSeq, a predicted model, not a curated record
UCGUUCCCGCGCAUAUUUGAAAUUCGCUUACCAAAGACAAAUAGAUUUGCCUUUUCUACACUUCUUUGGGAGAUUCUAGAGGAGAAUUCUGUUCUUCUUCUAGUCAUUGAAAAUUUGAUCUGUUUUGCCCCCCUAAAGCCGCCCUUUCAUUGAGUAUUUUGUUGGUGAAACGGCCAAAAAAACAAAAUGGCGAUGCAAGAACGAAGACGACAACAAGGUCGUCAACAAGAGGAAGAAGAGGCUGAAAUGGACGCUGGCGGACCCAUGAGUAUCAAGAAACUGGAAGAGAGUGGGAUCAGUGCCAGUGAUGUUAAUAAGUUAAUGGAUGCUGGCUAUCACACGGUGGAGUGUAUAGCCUACUCAGCACGCAAGGCAUUGCUACAGAUUAAGGGCAUCAGUGAUGCGAAGGCUGAUAAAAUCAUUAAAGAAGCUGCCAAACUUGUACCAAUGGGUUUUACAACAGCUACAGAGUUUCACAUGAGGAGGUCUGAACUUGUUAUGAUAACAACUGGAUCAAAAGAGCUUGAUAAAUUACUGCAAGGUGGUAUUGAGACUGGUAGUAUUACUGAGCUGUUUGGGGAAUUUCGYACUGGAAAAACACAAUUAUGUCAUACUUUAGCAGUAACAUGUCAGCUUCCCAUUGAUAAUGGCGGUGCCGAGGGCAAGUGUCUUUACAUUGAUACUGAAGGUACCUUUAGACCAGAGCGAUUACUGGCUGUAGCAGAAAGGUAUGGUCUAUCUGGGCAAGAGGUUCUUGACAAUGUGGUGUAUGCCAGAGCAUACAGCACUGAUCAUCAACAAGAGUUGCUUGUUGAAGCAGCAGCACUUAUGUCUGAAUCAAGGUUUGCCCUGAUCAUCGUUGACAGUGCAACAGCUCUUUACCGYACAGACUAUUCUGGAAGAGGAGAACUUUCUGCCCGGCAGAUGCACAUGGCGCAAUUCCUAAGAACACUUCUGCGGCGAGCUGAUGAGUUUGGUGUAGCUAUUGUAAUAACCAAUCAGGUGGUUGCACAAGUAGAUGGUGCUUCUAUGUUUCAAGCUGAUCCCAAAAAACCUAUUGGUGGAAAUAUCAUGGCCCAUGCMUCAACAACAAGAUUGUACUUCAGAAAAGGAAGAGGGGAAACAAGAAUUUGUAAAAUUUAUGACUCGCCAUGUUUGCCUGAGGCAGAGGCAAUGUUUGCCAUUAAUGCAGAUGGUAUCGGUGAUUCUAACGAUUAGCCUUUCAAUUAAUCUUUGUAAAUAUAAAAUUAUGUUUUCUUUAUAACAAAGCCCAGGGCGUGGUGCAAAAAAAAAUAUUCGUACAAAUAUUACUAAUAAUUAGUACCAAAAGGAGGCUAAUGACACUUAUGAUAUAUACUUAUUUUGGUAGUAUUCACAAGUUAAACGAAAGAACUUUCUUUUUUGCCCUUUCUCUCUUCAACCCGGAAAAAAUGGACCCUAAAGUAUUUUAUACUUUCCAGUAGAAUCUCUAAAUAAACCAGUAGUAGAGAUAUAAAUUUUUCAAGCUUAUUUUCUAUGUGUGAGACAUGAUUGACGUCUGGGUGUGAGAAGUCUUUUGGAAGACUGUCACAAAGUUACCUGAUGCUUCAAAGUCAUCUUCAUAGAUGAUCUAUUAUAAUGUCUCUAUGUAAAGUGUGGUUGGCUAUCCUCAUACUAGUAUACAAUCAGAACUUGUAUUUCCUGUAUAAUAAGCAGAUUUGAAAAAAUUCAUAUCACUGUGGCUUUUCAUUGGAAAUUGCUAAUGAUGGWCAAUGAUGGCUUUUUGUUAUAAUGCUGUUGUAGAGAAUAUUGGAGAUUGUCAGACCUGUAUACUAGAGAGUGCACGAUGGUAACUUUAUAUCUUCCAAUAUAAUGUCUCCUUCAUCUCUGCUUAUCUUUAAACCUAAUCUCUGCAUCUUAGCAUCAAAGCCUGAUGAGCAAUGAGCAUUUAUUGAUAGAAACCUCUUAUACAUCUUAUAAGAACCUAGUCAUUGACAGGUGUCUAUCAUUGCAAGCUCACUGAUUGUCUCACUUUGGUUCAAAGGUAUGMCCUUAAGUAUGGUGCAGGUAUGAAUUAGAAUAUUGCCUGCCUAUUGCCAAAUUAAAUKUAUAAAACUCGUGAAACAAAGUUUUGUUAUACAAGUAUAUAAUUAUUAUAAUA